Messenger RNA from Penicillium subrubescens, 951 nucleotides. RefSeq lists its product as uncharacterized. The transcript has a single exon. Gene Ontology annotation, cellular component: PAS complex; fungal-type vacuole membrane. The record is from RefSeq and is a predicted model, not a curated record. Gene Ontology annotation, biological process: positive regulation of phosphatidylinositol biosynthetic process; protein localization to vacuolar membrane; vacuole inheritance. NCBI's taxonomy places the organism in Eukaryota, Fungi, Ascomycota, Eurotiomycetes, Eurotiales, Aspergillaceae. The coding region runs from base 1 to 951 and encodes 316 amino acids.
AUGGAAUACAUGGCGGAACGGCAACGGGAUUGCUUCUCACGAUAUGGCUCUUGUGCCAUCAUUCUCUUCCUCUUGCUCAUCGUUGCUGGUGGUGCCGCUUCAUUUAUUGCCGCCGCGACCAAGACCCUCUUGGAUGUGCAGGUUGUUGCCAUUCAAAAUGUUCUGGCCUCUGAACAAGAGAUUAUGCUGGAUCUGCAGGUCGAGGCAGUGAACCCGAACAUCUUCCCGGUCACGAUCGAUGAUACCGAUGUGAACAUCUUUGCCAAGAGCCGAUACGUCGGGACAGAAAGCUCUUGGCAAGAGAAUUCCUCGGACGCAGAACUUUAUCGAACCCCACGGGUGGAGCAGAGUCGUCGCCGGUGGUACUUGUCUCAGCUCGUCCGGUGCCUUGGGGAUACAGAAUGCGUUGAGGAAGCGAUGAAAGGCCACUCAAAGGGACACAGUGAUGGCGGUAUCGACAAAGGCACCGACCCCAUUAGUGAUCCCGAGGGUGAUCCACAAACCAUGCUCUUGGGUCGCGUCUUCCGCUUCGACUCGCCUCUCUCUUUCGAGGCGUCCCCCUGGGGCCAUCUGGUGUCUACAUCAAAGGGCCAGAUUCGGCUCGCUCGACCUGGAAACAAGACCGAAUCAGGCGGCACGGAGCGCUGGGAGCGUGUCCUCCAGCAUCCGUUUGACCUGAUUGUUCGGGGUGUGGUUAAGUACCAACUCCCACUUAGCUCGCGUUUCCAUUCUGCCUCCAUCAGUUCUACUGUUCGAGUUAUUCCCGACGACGACGACGACGCACACAAGCCCGAUAGUCCAGACUCCACGCCUCCUUCCAACGAGACAGUACCGCACCUCUCCCUCGUUAGGAGAACCACUACCCCCUCAUCCUCCAUCCGCCUCAUCGCGGACCCCGAUGCCCAACCCGAGCAUCAACCGGGAGUAUCUCAACGACAGUUUACGGCAUAA